CGUGCAAAGUUGAAGUUUGGCAAUGGAAAUAACCAAACCAAAAAACUGAGUAAUAAACGGCUCAAACUAAUUCGUGUCAUCAAAAUUUUUUCAUUUCCCCACUUAUUUUCCCCCCUUUCUCAACUCUCUCUCUCCUCCUUUGUUUAAUUUCUUGCCCUAAUUAAGAAGAUCUGCGCUUUUUUCUAGGGCUUUCUUGAUCCUAAUUUGCCCUAAUUUCGAUUGUUUUCUCCAAAUGUUCGUUCUAUUCUGUUCAAUUCAACUUCAGCUUAAUUGAGGACAGGAUACCUGCAAUGUGACGAAGAACAACGGUUGAAUUAAGACAUUUUUAAUUCAUUUUCAAUUGUUCAAGGAUGUUUUCGCUUAAUUUGAGUUGAAUCUUGUUUCGAGUUGUGUUUGAAGGGGGCAAAUUGCUGUCUGUUUUGUUCUUUUAGUUGCUGUAAUGGAUAAUACAGGCUCCGUUGAUGUAAUUUUGGAGUUUUUGCAAAAGAAUGGAUUUUCUCGGGCUGAGGCGGCACUGCGCAACGAGUUAGGUAACCGGCCCGAUAAUAAUGGGUUCCAGAAAUUAACCCUUGAAGAGGAAAGGGGUAAGAAGGCAGUAGAAGAGAAUGUGAAGUCGAUACCGGUUCGAAAUCACGAAUCUGGUUCUUGGAAUAGUUGUGAUGUUUCUAAAGAGCUUAUUGUCAAAGAAAUAGAGUGUGGGAGUACUAGUCUUGGUAAGAAGAGUAAGUGGAACUCAAACACAACCAAUGUCGAACAUAGAACUUCUGGUGAAACAGCCCGAGUAAGCGAGAAAAACUUCUCUUUCUCGAAAGAAUCUGAUGACACUGUGCUUGAUUUAUGUACUUGGAGGUAUAGUCAAAACAACGGCGCUGGGGAGCCCUGUAAAAGCAGCAGUAGUAAUGUGAAUUCUGGUGUUCUUGAGUUGCAGAAUAGUGAGUCAUCUAAUGCAGGGAAAGUUGAUUUGCGACCUGAUAAUGAUAGUGCUUUCCCAGAAAAGCGAUUGACCUGGGUUUCUAGCUCUGGUAAAGCGAGUGUGGAUACAAAUUACAAGACUACCCAACCAAGUGAGCUUAAAGAUGUUGACAAACGAAAACGAAAUGACAUUAUGCAGUCUAAAAGCAAUUUUGGAGAUGAAUUGGAUUCCAGAAAUGAAGAGGCUUCGUAUUCCUCAUCAGGUCAAUGGAAUGAAUGUGCAGUGAAGACUGUCCUGUCAUUUUCUAACAUUGAUGUUCCAACCACCAGUGAUAGUGUUGCUGAUUCUGGCACUAAGGAAGGUUUUAGGAAACCAGACAUGGUUGACAUUAGAGCAGCUAUUAAGGAGCAAGUGGAUGAGGUUGGAAGAUCUCUAUAUCUCGCAAAGCUUCAUGGGACGUGUGACAAAAAGGAUCAUGACUAUUCGGGUUUCUCUCUGGUUUCUGAAAGUCAGAAGGAAGAUUACCCAAGGUUGCCUCCUGUUAGACUCAAGUCAGAAGAUAAGCCUCUGAGUGCUAAUUGGGAGGAGAGAUUUGAUAAUGAUGGACCCAGCUUGAAGUUAGGUAGUGCUGAUGCUACUUAUCUUUUAGGUUCGUAUUUGGAUGUUCCCGUUGGCCAAGAGAUAAGCUCAUCAGGUGCGAAAAGAAUGACAGGAGGCAAUUGGCUAUCAGUCAGCCGGGGUAUAACAGAAGAUGCUUCAGAUAUGGUAUCUGGCUUUGCAACAAUCGGUGAUGGAUUAAGUGAAUCUAUUGAUUACGCUAAUGACUACUGGGACUCUGAUGAGUAUGAUGAUGACGACGAUGUUGGAUACAUGAGACAACCUAUUGAGGACGAGGCUUGGUUUUUAGCUCAUGAAAUUGACUACCCUAGCGAUAAUGAAAAAGGAACUGGACAUGGGAGUAUUCCAGAUAAUCAAGAAAGAGCUAUAACCAAAGUGGAGGAAGAUGAUCAGUCUUUUGCUGAGGAGGAUUCUUAUUUUUCCGGUGAGCAAUAUAUUCAUUCAAAAAACUUGGAGCCUAUAUCAGCUUCAGAUGAUCCUAUUGGACUGUCUGUUACAGAGGUGUAUGAGAAAGCUGAUGGUAAUGAUAUAAUUGCUCAUUAUGAUGGGCAGUUAAUGGAUGAAGAGGAACUGAACCUGAUGCGUUCUGAACCUGUAUGGCAAGGCUUCGUGACGCAGUCAGAUGACAUGAUCAUGUUGGGGGAUGGCAAGGUUAUGAAUGAAUUUGGAAAGUCUGUGCUGGAUGAUGGAUGCAUUGAUGAUGACCAGCAUGGUUCUGUUAGAUCAAUUGGUGUGGGAAUCAACAGUGAUGUUGCUGACUUUGGCAGUGAACUACGUGACAGUUUAAUUGGUGGAAGUAGUGAAGGGGACUUUGAGUACUUUCAUGAACAUGAAAUUGGUUUAGGUGCAUCUAAGCAUCCUCAAAUUAGGACAAUCAAGGACAGGAAGGAAGCAUCCAGGCAUGAUUCUGAUAAAUAUUUGCUGGAAGCUGAUAAAGAUACAUGCUUACAACUCAGAAGUCAUUCAGAUGUGGGGUUUUCAUUUGCUCCUCCUGCGAGAGGUGAGCCUGCAGGUUCUAGUAAACCUAUGUGGUCAAGCAACAACAAUAGUGUGGGCGAUGAACAUAAUGAUUGUAUAAGAAACGAUGGUAUGCUUGCAUCAUGGAAACAUAAAAGUAGCGGUUCUUCACCUGCCCGGAGUCCUGAAGAUGAAACUAAUGCUCCUGUUGUAAGAUCAGCAGAAUCAACUCCUUCUACACUCUCAGACUAUGCGUAUGCGUAUGUUGAUAAGGAGCGUGUGAAAAGGGCAGAUGAUGAAAAGACAGCAAGUAUGAGAGAAGAUGAUGUUGGAGCAUGUUUAGAGGAUGAAGAAGCUGCUGCUGUUCAGGAACAAGUAAGGCAGAUAAAGGCCCAGGAAGAGGAAUUUGAGACUUUCAAUUUGAAAAUAGUGCAUAGAAAGAACAGAACUGGCUUUGAAGAGGACAAAAAUUUUCAUGUAGUAUUAAAUUCAGUCAUAGCAGGGCGCUACCAUGUUACUGAGUAUCUAGGAUCAGCUGCAUUCAGUAAAGCUAUUCAAGCACAUGACCUGCACACAGGCAUGGAUGUUUGUGUUAAGAUUAUCAAGAACAAUAAGGAUUUUUUUGACCAGAGUCUUGAUGAGAUAAAGCUUCUCAAGUAUGUAAACAAACAUGAUCCUGCUGACAAGUACCACCUACUUCGGUUGUACGAUUAUUUCUACUACCGUGAACAUUUGUUAAUUGUUUGUGAACUACUCAAGGCAAACUUGUACGAGUUUCACAAGUUUAACAGAGAAUCUGGUGGGGAGGUCUAUUUUACUAUGCCAAGAUUGCAGUCAAUAACAAUUCAAGUUUUGGAGGCUCUUCAGUUCUUGCAUGGCCUUGGAUUAAUACAUUGUGACUUGAAGCCUGAGAAUAUUCUAGUUAAAAGCUAUAGCAGAUGUGAAGUGAAAGUUAUCGAUCUGGGAAGCAGCUGUUUUGAAACAGAUCAUUUAUGCUCAUAUGUUCAGUCGAGGUCAUACCGAGCGCCAGAGGUCAUAUUAGGCUUGCCGUAUGACAAAAAAAUAGACGUAUGGUCUCUCGGUUGCAUCUUGGCAGAACUUUGCACAGGCAAUGUCCUUUUCCAAAACGAUUCUCCAGCAACAUUACUUGUUCGGGUUAUUGGGAUCAUUGGCCCCAUUGACCAAGACAUGCUUGCUAAGGGAAGAGAUACAUACAAAUAUUUUACCAAGAAUCACAUGCUUUAUGAACGAAACCAGGAAACAAGCAGACUGGAAUAUUUGAUUCCGAAGAAGACAUCCUUAAGGCAUCGACUACCAAUGGGAGAUCAAGGCUUCAUAGACUUCGUUGCGCAUUUACUUGAAAUAAACCCAAGAAAGCGUCCAUCUGCAUUUGAUGCAUUGAAGCACCCUUGGCUGUCUUACCCAUAUGAACCAAUAUCGUCUUAGAAUAGUAAAACGGCUGGGUCUAAUGACGAGCAGGUCUUCCACUGAAGUACCUGUGGUAACCUUUUCUGGGCUACAGAGCCUACCAUGAUCCAGUUCUAACUGAUCAUCUUUGAAGGGAUCUAUGAUGCCAUUUUGUCCUUCUGUUUGGCCUGCUCAGUGCUGCAACAGGUGUUUUCGCUUCUGUUUUGUGUUCUUCCCCAACUUACAGGCUCAAGUUGUAUUGUAUCUGAAGCUUUGAUUUGCUACUAAACUUGUGUUCUUAGGCCAAUUAGUUCGCGCUCAUUUUUUCAUUUUUCACUUUCUAUUGACUUUUAUUUAUUUAUUUAUUUUUUUUAUUUUUAUUUUUUCCUGAGGGAUGGGUUUUCUUCUCUUUAUUUUUUCUUUUAUUUUAUUGGGGUGGGGAAGGUAACACUGUAACAGUGGGAGGACUCUUGGAGUUGGGCGGUUGUAAAUGUUGUGAAAUGUGAUUAUCCUUCUAGUUCUAGCAUUAGUCGAUUAUGUUUUUCUUUC
Molecule: messenger RNA, 4444 nt
Organism: Chenopodium quinoa (quinoa)
Lineage: Eukaryota; Viridiplantae; Streptophyta; Magnoliopsida; Caryophyllales; Amaranthaceae
Exons: 8
Coding region: 440-3934 (1164 amino acids)
Biological process (GO): peptidyl-threonine phosphorylation; peptidyl-serine phosphorylation
Cellular component (GO): cytoplasm
Molecular function (GO): protein serine/threonine kinase activity; ATP binding; protein tyrosine kinase activity
Source: RefSeq, a predicted model, not a curated record